AUGGAGAAAUUUUUGAAAAGAAAAAAUGCGGACAUUGUACUGGACCCUGGACAAAAUCCGGGCCCUAGUAUGAGUGGAGGUGAAAAGAAAGCAAAGACAAGGCAAUACAACGAAAACUAUCUUUCAUUUGGAUUUACUUGUACCGAAGAUGCAACGGCACCGACUCCAUUGUGCUUGGUAUGUGGUGAAACGCUCUCCAACGGUGCUAUGGUUCCAAGCAAGCUCAAACGACAUCUUGAAACUAAACACCCUUUACUUCAAAAUAAAAAUGUGGAUUAUUUUGUUCGCCUGCGUGAUCAGACAAAGAAACAGGCCACUUUCAUGAGAAAAACCGCAAAGGUGAACGCGAAAGCCCUUAAAGCUAGCUAUCACGUAGCUGAACUUGUGGCUAAAUCAAAAAAGCCCCACACUGUGGCAGAGCAAUUAAUACUUCCCGCCUGCAAAGUCAUUGUAACUGAAAUGCUCGGGCCCGAAGCGGCCAAAGAAAUAGUCCCUCUUUCGGAUAACACAAUUUCCAGACGCAUCAAUGAGAUGUCUGCAGACAUAGAAAGUGUUGUUUUGGACAAGAUCCGUAUCGGUAAUAAAUUUGCUUUGCAACUUGAUGAGUCUACUGAUAUUAGUGGGCAUGCUCAACUCUUGGCUAAUGCUUUGCCAGAAAAAACAACGGGAGAGGAAAUUUCUCGCGUUGCAUCAGAAUAUCUAGAAAAAGGAAGACUUACGUGGGAAAACUGCACGAGUGUCUGCACUGAUGGAGCUGCAGCCAUGGUUGGGCGCACCAAAGGCUUUGUAAGCAGAGUGAAGGAGAAAAACCCAGAUGUGAUCAUAACUCACUGUUUUUUACACCGCGAAGCCCUCGUAGGCAAGACUUUACCGACAGACCUCGUUCCUGUGAUGGAUGAUGUUGUGCGUAUGGUAAACUUUGUAAAGUCACGACCUCUGAAAACUCACAUAUUUGCGGCUUUGUGUGAAGAAAUGGGAGCGGAGCAUAAAGCCUUGCUGUUUCAUACGGAGGUCCGAUGGUUGACGCGCGGCAAGGUGCUGGCCCGUGUGUAUGAGCUGCGAGAGGAACUUAAAGGGUUUCUGACGAACGAGGGGUCCGAGUACACGAAGCUGCUUGCAAGUGAAGAGUGUUGUGCAAGACUGGCAUACCUGGCAGAUAUUUUUUAUUAUCUGAAUGAACUGAACACACGAAUGCAAGGCCAAAAUGAAAACCUACUUACAAGCGCAGAUAAAAUAAAUGGAUUCCGUUCCAAGGUGCAACUCUGGCAGCAACAUGUGGGAAAUGGCAAUCUUGAAAUGUUCCCACUCACCAAUAAAUGUCAAGGUGUUAAUACUGCUGCACUGUGUGAGGUAAUAGUUGAACAUUUGAAAAUUCUUGAGCAGAAGAUAUCAUUUUAUUUCUCUUUAGUCACCACAGAGUACCUUGACUGGGUUAGGGAUCCAUUCAGCUCAGCAUCAGCUUUUGGAAUGGACAUGACUUUGCAGGAGCAGGAGGAACUAACUGAACUGAAACAAGAUCGUUGUCUCAAGCUAAGCUUUGCUGAUCCACCUUUGGACAGUUUCUGGUUGGCAGCUGCCAAGGAGUUCCCCAUGCUGGCCCACAAAGCUAUUUUGACAUUGCUCCCAUUUUCCACAACAUAUCUGUGUGAGGUGAGCUUUUCAAGCCUGACUGCUAUAAAAACUAAAAACAGAGAAAGACUUAGAGCUGUUGAUGAAGAGCUUCGUGUGUGCCUUUCAUCGAUUCCUGCCAGGAUAUCUGCUCUGUCUUCAUUCAAACAGCCCCAGGUUUCACACUGA
Messenger RNA from Styela clava, 1797 nucleotides. The record is from RefSeq and is a predicted model, not a curated record. NCBI's taxonomy places the organism in Eukaryota, Metazoa, Chordata, Ascidiacea, Stolidobranchia, Styelidae.